AUGGCCAAGAUAUUCGAGAUUGCUAAACAAAAUCUAGGAUUGUCAUCAGAUCCUAAACUUAACUUUCGGUCUACCACUUUGACUCAUUUAUAUACAUCUCCCAAAACAAUUCCGAUUUCAGAAACUUCAUAUUGGUCAAUAUAUUCAACUAUCUUUGACUUCGCCUCGGAUGUUCCGAUCCUCAUCUCUUCCUCAGAUAUCCGCAAGGCCAUUCGUGAUCGGCCUAGAAAUGUAGCCAAUCUUCUUCAUGUCCUGAUUCAUAAGCUCGAUGAACUUGUGCACUCACAGACUACUCGCCGAGAUCUUGAAGAAAAAGACCGUGGAGAACGUGGUUCUGAAGAUUCUAACGGUUCAGGUGCAUUUACCAGUCAAUGGAAAGGAUUUAGCAAAAGAGUCCCUAGCUCACUCUACCAGGGCGCUGCCAAUAUUGUUGGCGUUGGAAGUAAUGGUAACAUACCCAAGGGACCACUGCGGGAAAUACUCAACUGUGUCAGGGUCUUGACACGUAUCUUGCCUUUUCUCAUGGAUCACACUCCUCUGAUCGACCCCUCGAUGUCUUCCCCGAUCAACGCUGCCGCUGAACUACGACUGGCUGGUCAACCUGAAUGGAGCAAACCGCUUGACAAAUCGGAAUGGGUUUAUCACUUGUUUUGGGAGAGCCAUUCGAUCUCGUCUGAGAAAGACGAAGAUGAGCUUGCAAGUGUUACAGAACGGACCUUGACACCGGUUACACCUCAGUUUGUGAUCGAUGAAGAAGAAGAAGAAGAAGAAGAAGAAACAACGGAAACUAGUAAUCUAAAUCCUAGUAGGCCAGAUGCCACCGAGGGUAAUCCAUCAUCUUCUCACGUGUCUUCGAAUCAACAACCUCCAUUGUUUUCCAUCUUACUCGACACUAUUGCCGAUCUCCUCUUCCUUCCUGGUCUAUGUGUUCCUGCAUCAACAAACGGCAUUGAUGUGCGUUACCCAAUUUGGACUGGCGGUAUCGGAUGUUCACAGCUGCCUUUGGAACAUCGACAAGCACAUAACUCAGCGAAAGUGGAAGUAUUGCGACUCUUACUCGUAGCCCUUUCUCAGCCACUCUACCGCCCACCUCAUCUUUAUGGUAGCAGUACAACCGAAUUGGUUCCAGAAGCUGGUCACCCGCUCGCUUCAGUACUGCAAUCUCCAAACCCAGCAUUGACUUACUUCAGUACCAAGACCUCCAAACCUUUCCUGCUCUCCCUUCUAUGUAGUCUCCUCAACACCUCACUCGCUCCGUCCAAGACACCUCUCAGAAAUUCAGCAAACGCCCUCACAAAUAUUGCCACCGGACUGGGCAAAAUGGCACAAGAAAAGAUGGGUUUCUCAUCUUCCAUAAGUCCAACUUCAACAGCCAAGAACUCUCAGAUAGAAAACUCUUCUACUUCCACUGGUCCUCGGCGCCCAAGUCUCACCACUGCACCUAGUAGCUCCAAUUUGGGAGGGGCAAGUCAGGCGACUUCAUCCGAGGGCUUGUCCAGCUGGUGUGCAGAGCUUCUCUGCUUACUCAUCCUUCCUGAAUUACGGAACAAGACUUCUACGCCAUCUUCGACAACAUUUCAAAGCAUUACACUUCCUGCUCUUGACGCAUCACAGCCCAUGUCUACGGAAUCUAAGAAAGUGACAGAGGCGAACGGGUUUCGGCUUUAUCUCUCCAAACUACAUCGACCCAACGAUCUAAAUUUUCUCCUUGACCACCUUCUCGCCGUCAUCACCAAGCCAAUGGGUGUCACUUCACAACUACUCCUUCCUGACGCUGUUUCCUCUACAGCUACGGCCAGUUCACUUCUAGCACCCUCAGGAUGUGAUCUUACUGAGGCUGUGAUGAUGCUCUUCGUGGCCCUGGAUUGCAAUUCGCGUCUCUUACCGUAUCUCACAAGUUCACGUAAAAUCAUUCAACUCGUCAUUGCACUUGUCUUCAUCUGUCUUGAGCAAAAAGAUGCUCCUAAACCCAAGAUGGGUCUAGUUCGAGUUUGUGGUAUUUUAUUACAAGUUCUUACAGCCAAAGAAUUGGGUGUACUUGUGAAUGAAAAGGUAGAAUUACCGGUAGGCAUUCGAGCUCGAUACUCAGUACCAGGUUCAUUGGCAGACUUUUUGAUAGUCUCGAUCUGCUCGAUCAUCUUCAGUACUAACAAGGAGGCGGCCGUAGAGGGAAGUGAGAGUGGAUUUACAACUAUCUAUCCUUCGUUGAUCAUCACAAUCACCAAUAUGAGUCCGUAUAUAAAAGGCCUAGGAAGUCUUGCCUCAGCUCGACUUGCCCAAUUACUUACUAUUUUCAGUGCGCCUCGAUUCCUUUUACGCGAAGAUGGAAAUGUGAGACUGUUGUAUUACCUACUUGAAGCUUUUAACAAUGUGAUUCAUUAUCAAAUGUCAGAUAAUCCAAAUUUGAUUUAUGCUUUGAUUAGAGUACAUCCUCGAUUUGAUUAUCUUGCAACUUUUACACUUCAAGAUGGAUUAAAAGAAAUUCAACAACGUAAUUUGAUACGUAGAUCAUCUGAAAUUUCAAAUACAAAUGAAUCAGCUAGAUCUAGUUUAGGCUCAGAUCGAUCUAAAGGAAAAGGUAAGAUGAAAGCAACAGAAGGUAGUGUGAUUGAAGGAUCAAUUAAUGAAGAUUGUGAAGAAGAAUUACAAACCCAACCACCACCCGAGAUGGUAGAGGAACGUAUGAGAGGUAGUGUGGAGAUUACUGCCGUUAGUGUGGGACGGAAUGGGUUUGUGCCUACUGAGACAUGGGUCACUUCUUGGAGGGAUAGUUUGCCACUUGAUACAAUUCAAAUCAUGAUCACCGAACUUAAACCGAAAUUAUCCUCAAUUACACCCAACACAGCAACAGAAACUACAUUAACCCUCUUAAGUUCAGCCACAUUAGUAGGACACUUACCAGCACCAACGAAACCUAAAUCCAGAAGCUUUAAUUUGACAAGUUCAGGAGCUUUAAGUUGGGUAGGAGGAUUAGUUUGGUCCUUAAUCUUUCUAAAAGAUUCGAAUUCACAAGUAGGAUAUUUUAAUGGGAUUGGAAUCGAAUUGUUUGGUGUUAAACAUUUGACCAGUAAUAGUAAGAAUGAUGGUAGUAGAUUGGCUAUGAUUUGGAAACCUUUUGUUAGAGGUAGUAGUCUUAGUACUGAUGGAUUACCUGAUUCACAACCACCACCACCACCACAACCAUCAAUGGUUAGGUAG
Molecule: messenger RNA, 3198 nt
Organism: Melampsora larici-populina 98AG31
Lineage: Eukaryota; Fungi; Basidiomycota; Pucciniomycetes; Pucciniales; Melampsoraceae
Exons: 5
Coding region: 1-3198 (1065 amino acids)
Cellular component (GO): Golgi trans cisterna; Golgi medial cisterna; membrane
Source: RefSeq, a predicted model, not a curated record